Anas platyrhynchos (mallard) is the source of this 4451-nucleotide messenger RNA. RefSeq names its product p21 (RAC1) activated kinase 1 (gene PAK1). NCBI's taxonomy places the organism in Eukaryota, Metazoa, Chordata, Aves, Anseriformes, Anatidae. Gene Ontology annotation, molecular function: protein serine/threonine kinase activity; ATP binding. The record is from RefSeq and is a predicted model, not a curated record. Gene Ontology annotation, biological process: protein phosphorylation.
UUAAUGGGGCGGGGACCCCUCUCCCGGAGCCAGAGGCAGGGACAAAGGCGGGGAGGGCGAAGGGAGGCGGCGCUGGGGCGGCCGGAGGGCGGCGUGGGGAGCGCAGCGGAGCGGGGCCGGGCGGCGGCACCUUGCAGCGGGCAGGAGUAACCUUGUUCGUCUCCUGUCGAUCUUUGCUUUCCCUCGCCAUCGUCGAGACUGAUGAGAGAUGGAGCCCUAAAACAUCUGCGGUCCUGAAGAUGCUGAUCACACGCAGAUGAGCAGUAGGGAGACUGGGGCCUUGAACACUGCUGACCGAAAAUCCACUUGCUUCACAUAAGUUGAAGAAGAGCCUGGCUCCAUCUUUACGCCCCAUAUCAGUUUCCCGUUGGGAAAGGAGUUGGAUGGAGUUGGAAAGGAGUUGACCCUUAAAACAUAGGAUUCCUCAUUGCAGAGAUCUGGGUGCCUCUUCUCAGGAAAACUCACCUUUUUCAGUAACAGCCUCCACAUCUGAAGAUGUCCAACAAUGGAGUUGAAACAGAAGACAAACCGCCUGCUCCUCCGAUGAGAAACACCAGCACCAUGAUUGGAUCGGGAAGCAAAGACGCAGGGACUUUGAACCAUGGCUCAAAACCUUUGCCUCCCAACCCAGAAGAAAAGAAAAAGAGGGACCGAUUUUACCGAUCUAUUUUACCGGGAGAUAAAACCAAUAAAAAGAAAGAGAAAGAACGGCCAGAGAUCUCCCUCCCGUCCGACUUUGAACACACAAUCCACGUGGGGUUUGAUGCAGUCACGGGGGAAUUCACAGGAAUGCCAGAGCAAUGGGCCCGCUUACUGCAGACUUCCAACAUCACCAAGCUGGAGCAGAAGAAGAACCCCCAGGCAGUGCUGGACGUGCUGGAGUUUUACAACUCCAAGAAGACCUCUAGCAGCCAGAAGUACAUGAGUUUCACAGAUAAAUUGGCGGAGGAUUACAAUUCAUCAAAUACACUGAAUGUGAAAGCCGUGUCUGAGACCCCUGCAGUGCCCUCGGUGUCUGAAGACGAAGAUGAUGAAGAUGAUGCAGCUCCACCCCCUGUGAUAGCUCCAAGACCUGAACACACAAAAUCUAUAUACACCCGCUCUGUGAUAGACCCUCUUCCUCCUCCUACCAGAGAUGUGGCCACUUCUCCUCUUCCUUCUCCCUCGGAAAACAACACAACGGCACCUGACUUGCUGGUCAGGAACACAGAGAAGCAGAAGAAAAAGCCAAAAAUGUCAGAUGAAGAGAUUCUGGAAAAAUUAAGAAGUAUCGUGAGUGUGGGUGAUCCAAAAAAGAAGUACACACGCUUUGAGAAGAUCGGGCAAGGAGCCUCAGGUACAGUUUACACAGCAAUGGAUGUAGCUACAGGACAGGAGGUUGCAAUCAAACAGAUGAAUUUGCAGCAGCAGCCCAAAAAAGAACUGAUUAUCAAUGAAAUCCUGGUAAUGAGGGAAAACAAAAACCCCAACAUCGUCAACUACUUGGACAGCUACCUUGUAGGAGAAGAGCUCUGGGUCGUCAUGGAGUACUUGGCAGGAGGCUCCCUAACAGAUGUUGUGACAGAGACCUGCAUGGACGAAGGACAAAUCGCAGCUGUGUGCCGAGAGUGUCUCCAGGCUCUGGAAUUCCUCCACUCGAACCAAGUUAUUCACAGAGACAUCAAGAGUGACAACAUCCUGCUGGGAAUGGACGGCUCUGUCAAACUAACUGACUUUGGCUUCUGUGCCCAGAUCACUCCCGAGCAGAGCAAGCGCAGCACCAUGGUGGGGACCCCGUACUGGAUGGCACCUGAAGUGGUGACACGGAAAGCCUACGGGCCCAAAGUGGAUAUCUGGUCGCUGGGGAUAAUGGCCAUCGAGAUGAUCGAAGGAGAACCCCCCUACCUCAACGAGAACCCCCUGAGAGCCCUGUAUCUCAUUGCUACGAACGGGACUCCUGAACUGCAGAACCCAGAAAAGCUUUCACCCAUAUUCCGAGACUUCUUAAAUCGCUGUCUUGAAAUGGACGUGGAAAAAAGAGGUUCUGCAAAAGAGCUGCUACAGCACCAGUUCCUGAAGAUUGCAAAGCCUCUUUCUAGUCUCACUCCUCUGAUUAUUGCUGCUAAAGAAGCAGCAAAGAACAACCAUUAAAGUGGGAGAGUCAGCACGGCCGUCGUGUCAAGCCUUCUAGACGUUCCUUUCAGAAACCGAAUUACCUGUCCCUGUCCCCUCCUGCUCCUCCUUCACAGGGGUGUUCUUAAACUUUGAUCUGCCUGGAAGGGUAGCAGAUGUAUUGUUUGCUGAGCGUGGGAGGGCAUCCAACAGGAAAGUUGCUGAUCGUAAAGAUGGAACUGUCUUUCCAUCCUCUUUGAUGGGCACGGUAGGGGAAGGGUGUAUUUUAUGGCUGGGAAGAUCUUCUGAGAACAUCUGAACCUGACCUACACGUAGCAAAGCCAGUUUGUUCUCGUAUUUCUUACCGUGUUUAUUUUUAAAGAUAAUGUGGACCAUGUUUAUCUUAAUAAAUUAAAUCUUUUGCCUGCUGGACUCUUCCUGCUUCUGCCAAGCUGCUCUUACAGCACGGAGGCUGCUCUCUGCUUUGGAUGACUCGAGGAGGGAAGGAAGCAGGCAGCAGCAAUCGGAACAGCUAAAACAAGUGGAAGGGGAACAAGGGCAGCACCAUGCAGCCCUCCUGCAGCACCGCUGGAUGCUUCGAGGGAGCAAGGAGAAAGCCUGUGUGUGCUUCUUGCAGCUGUUGGACAACUCGUGAUCUUUUUGCCAAAUUGUGUGAAUCGAGGUCCUUCCCUGCACACUUUAGUUUCAACUCAAGUAAUUAAACAGCUUUCAAAUAGUUCUGAUAUUCUAGAAAAAUCACAGGAAAAAUCAACUGGGAUUUCUUUUCGGGUUAUUUUAUUAGUGCUAUCAGGUUUCGUGGAGACCUGCCCUGUAAGAUAAAGCAAACAGAACAAUUACUAUUAUAAAGAUAAGAUUUGCCUGCAGGAUGAUGAAAACUCUUGCUUCUUAGACCAAGGCCAACAGAAAACAAACUGAUGAUGGACAGUGCUUUUUUGGAAGCAUAGGGGCAUUCAUUUUUCGUUGAAAUGAGCGAGUGAACUGGUAUCUUUAUGCUACUGACUCCUGUGGUUGCUAAUGAUAUGUAAAACAACAGCAAUCCUGGAACUACUAGAGAGAUCGGUUGUAAACACUGGCGUUACGUUACUGUAUCCUGAUUUUUAAUAAAACGACUGCUGCAUUUCUUAACUCGGGGCUGAGGGAGGGGUGGAGAAUUCCCUGUCACCAGACAAUUCUGUCGGAUGGGAUUGGUUUUCAUGCUAUUGUCACUGGGUGGUUACAAGUGAUGGAUUAAGUGAUACAAGCUCCUGUAGUCCUGUGGGAUAGUGAAAGGCUCUGAAGAGGAGUAACUACACACAGAGGGAAUGGAUAAAAGAUCUUGCUUUCUCUUUACAUAUCACUUUGGUCAUUUCCAGGGUGAGUUUAAUCCAGAUCUGGAGUAACCUCUCCUCUCUCCCCAAAGCACUUGUGUUGCACAGAAACUCAUUCCUGCUUCUUGCUGAGACCUGCUGCUGGACCAGUCCUUUCCUCCCUGCCCUGGGCUUGUGAUGCAAAUAUAUAUAUACAUAUACAUAUAUAUUUUCUUUUUUUUUUCCUCUCACUCUAUGAUACAUGACAACCCUUACACUGGUUUUACAAGCAUAGAUAAAGCCUUUAAGGUCCCUUGCUUUUUUUUUGGAAGGCCACUGACCUUGAAUAAUGCCCUUGAAUAAUUCUCUUUGGUGAGGAGUUUGGUUUUAUUUUCUACGGAAGUCUCAAAAUGCCAUGUUUGGGGUGGGUGGGAAGGAAUGAUGGGCUAGAUCUCACUUGAUCUAAAAUCUAAGGUGGCUCUGGUCUUAUUGACCCACCAAUUGCCUUUUUUUGACAGCACAGGAUUAAACCUGAUCCAUGAAUGUAUUGAAUGUUGCCAACUUCCCUUUGCCUUCCCUUCCCACUCCAUCCUUGGCACCCCUUUGAGAUGAGAGUGGUAAUGCAGAUGUGCCCUACCCGUGAGCACAUCCAUGGGCUUAUUUUUCUGCGGGAGGAAAAAUGGUAAAAAGGGUUAUUUGUAUUUGAGUUAAUUUCUUGGAUUCCCUGUUGCCCAAUGGAAAGGAAUCUGCAUGAAUGGCUUUUUCUCCCCGUUCCUAAGCUCAUGAUGUGCUUCUGUCUCAUUGACUUCAACUGUGAAUUGGUCCUUACUGGUUUGGUAAGGACUGAAAGCUACGCACUGGGAAGCUGAAAGACAGUGACUGUAGACCUGUCAUCCUCUCCUGUUUUUAUUUUCCCCACCUGUGAUGUGAAAGAAGUUGACUUGCUACUGUGUGCCUAGCCCCAGUUCCAAGUUAAGAGACGCAUCAUGUUUUCAUGGUCUCAGAAAUCUUAAAUAAAUAGAUAAAUAAAUAAAAAAUGUAGUUAGUUUAUGA